AUGGAGGAAGCGGUCACCUACACCGCUGGCGAUACGUCCGACCCACCAGAUCUUCGACUCUUGCACUUCAACGACGUCUAUCAUCUCGAUGCCUGUUCGAGGGAGCCAGUAGGCGGCAUUACCCGCUUUCAGACUGUCUGCAACUACUACCGCAACGACGAUCGCUUCUCAGGCCAGCCAAUUCUGAUCCCGCUGUUUUCUGGAGAUGCCUUCAACCCCAGCUUGGAGAGCAGUGUCACAAAAGGGCGUCAUAUGGUGCCUAUAUUGAACAUGAUAGGAACACAAGUCGCUUGUGUUGGAAACCACGAUCUCGACUUCGGCGUCAAACAGUUUCGGAGCCUUGCGCGGCAAUGUACCUUUCCUUGGUUGUUGGCCAAUGUCCUAGAUCCACAACAUGGCCCGGAUGUUCCUCUCGGCAAAGCAUUGAAGACCACCAUGCUAACUUCUUCCAAUGGGAUCAAGAUCGGAGUUAUUGGUCUCGCCGAGCGCGAGUGGCUGGAUACCAUUAACUCUCUGCCUCCCAACUUGAUUUACAAGUCAGCGUCAGAAACAGCUAAGGAACUAGUCCCGAAGUUGCGGGAACAAGGCGCGGAGAUGAUCAUUGCGCUAACCCACCAGCGAGAGCCGAAUGACAACAAACUUGCCGAAAAGACGCCAGAAGGCCUGAUAGAUCUAAUUCUCGGAGGACACGACCACUAUUACCAGCACUCGCUGAUCAACGGAACUCACGUCUUGCGGUCAGGAAGUGACUUCAAGCAACUUAGCUAUAUCGAAGCACGACGGCGGCCCGGCGUCGACCAAAAAUGGGACUUUCAUAUUGUGCGACGAGACAUCGUGUCAGAUAUCGCCCCAGACGAGAAGAUGACUGAAAUAGUCGAGGGGCUGACAGCGUCCCUGAAAGACAAACUGGAAAAGCCAUUGGGAUAUACUGCUGCUCCCCUGGAUGCAAGAUUCACCACAGUGCGACUUAAGGAGUCCAACAUUGGCAACUUUGUUUGCGAUUUGAUGCGGGCUCACUACAAUGGCGAUUGCUGCCUCAUGGCGUCUGGGACUAUCCGUGGGGACCAAAUAUAUCCUCCGGGAGUACUGAGGCUCAAAGACAUCAUGAAUUGUUUUCCAUUUGAGGACCCGACUAUCGUCAUACGAGUCACAGGGGCUGCUCUGCUUGCAGCUCUCGAAAAUUCCGUGUGUGCCUACCCUGCUCUCGAAGGCCGCUUCCCUCAAGUCUCGAAUAUUAUUUUUGAAUUUGAUCCAUCCCUACCACCACACCAUCGAAUAAAGUGGGCCAAGGUUGGUGGUGAGCCAUUGGAUCUGGAAAGAAAAUACGUCCUUGUUACACGAGGAUACAUGGGCCGAGGCAAGGACGGUUUUGACUCUUUGUUGGUGAAAUCCGAAGGCGGCGAAGCCGAAGAACUUGUCUCCGAAGAGAACGGCAUCUUGAUAAGCAUGUUGCUGCGGCAAUAUUUCAUGUCUUUGAAGAUCCUCGGCAAGUGGAAGCAUUGGGGCAAAAGCUUGACUCGGCAUUGGAACGCCAUCCACGAGGACUUGCACGAAACACACCCGGUAGUGGAGCCGAAUCUCACCGACAUGGAUGAAAAUCAGUUGAAACGAUUACGCAGUAAGACAGGAACGAUAACUCCCCUGGAUGACUCGGAAGAUGAGAGUGAUCACCGCGUGCAAAACCCUUCGGAUAUGUUGAGCGAGCGUGAGUCCCUAGUGGCCAGGAAAGUGACGCGAAAAUGGCGUCGUCUAGCUGGCGUGCGGCAUGAGGCGGGAUGCGUCGAUCCUAUGCACGAAGGCGAGUUCCAAGUUGAUUGGACCAGGGUAAGUGCACCACAUGAGCUGCGUCGGCUCAUUGAUGACUGCCCCCCGGGAUCUUGA
Messenger RNA from Cladophialophora psammophila CBS 110553, 1881 nucleotides. RefSeq lists its product as uncharacterized. The record is from RefSeq and is a predicted model, not a curated record. The coding region runs from base 1 to 1881 and encodes 626 amino acids. Gene Ontology annotation, biological process: nucleotide catabolic process. Gene Ontology annotation, molecular function: hydrolase activity. NCBI's taxonomy places the organism in Eukaryota, Fungi, Ascomycota, Eurotiomycetes, Chaetothyriales, Herpotrichiellaceae. The transcript has 6 exons.